AUGCACAACCCACAACCCACCAUCAAUCUGCAGCUCAUCCCGUCAACGACAACAACGACGCCGCCGCUCGUUUUCAUCGAUCGGGCAUCGAUCUUCGCCGGCACAAUACACGACCUCGUCUCUCUAGCCUUCUCAUUCUUUCAAUCGCCCCCCAAAGAUAAGGCUGCGCCACAAAGCAGAGCCUCACAAUCAGAGAGCAAGGAAGAUUGGUUGAUGAGCAGAGAAGAAGUGAAAUCUGUGAUGGAAAAAUUAGAGCUUUAUUGCAACGAAGAAGAGGAUGAUGAAAUUGAUGAAUGUUUUGGAAGGGAUGAAGUAAGAGGCAUGUUUGAAGAGAAUGAACCGAGCUUGGAAGAGUUGAAGCAAACGUUCAAUGUGUUUGAUAGAAACAGAGAUGGGUUCAUUGAUGCACAGGAAUUGCACACAGUUCUGGGCCUGCUUGCCUCUAAUAAUACCAUAUUCAUCCAUGACUGCAAAUCAAUGAUAGCCAGAUUUGAUCGCAACAAUGAUCAAAAAAUUGAUUUCAAUGAGUUUGUAAAGUUUAUGGAGGUUGCCUUGUCCUAA
Messenger RNA from Cucurbita moschata (crookneck pumpkin), 561 nucleotides. Its product is annotated as probable calcium-binding protein CML30. The coding region runs from base 1 to 561 and encodes 186 amino acids. The record is from RefSeq and is a predicted model, not a curated record. NCBI's taxonomy places the organism in Eukaryota, Viridiplantae, Streptophyta, Magnoliopsida, Cucurbitales, Cucurbitaceae. The transcript has a single exon. Gene Ontology annotation, molecular function: calcium ion binding.